GCGGCGGCGGCAGGAGCGGCGGGAGCCGAGGCGGAGGCUCCGGACGCUGCCCCAGGACCCGGGACGCCGGAGAGCCGCGCCCUGAGCGCUCAGCCCGAGGCGUCAUGGCCGAGUACGGGACCCUCCUGCAGGACCUGACCAACAACAUCACCCUCGAAGACCUGGAGCAGCUCAAGUCGGCUUGCAAGGAGGACAUUCCCAGCGAGAAGAGCGAGGAGAUCACUACAGGCAGUGCCUGGUUCAGCUUCCUGGAGAGCCACAACAAGCUGGACAAAGACAACCUUUCCUACAUCGAGCACAUCUUUGAGAUCUCCCGCCGCCCCGACCUGCUCACCAUGGUGGUGGACUACAGAACCCGUGUUCUGAAGAUCUCGGAGGAGGAGGAGCUGGACACCAAGCUGACCCGUAUCCCCAGUGCCAAGAAGUACAAAGAUAUUAUCCGGCAGCCCUCCGAGGAAGAGAUCAUCAAACUGGCUCCGCCACCGAAGAAAGCCUGAGCGAGGGGGAGGAGAGGAGGAAGGUUGGACCUUCAGCGGACCACUCCCUUCCCCCAGCCUCCAGGGGAGGGGCAAGGGCCACCCCCCAGUCUACCCACUUACUAACCUGGUCCUAACCCCCUUACUGUGCGCGUGUGUGUGCGUGUGCGCACGCUCUGUCUGUCUCUAUGUCUAGCUCAUCUAGUUCCUCCUCCUCGUGAGGGGGUGGGGGUCGGGCUGGGGGGGGGGCUUCGUUUCCCCACUUUAGGGGGACAUGGGGGCUAUUUCUAUGCAAAUAGAAAUGGGCACAUUCCUCCUACUGCCCUUUCCUCUAUGGCUGAAGUGUGGGAGCAGAAAGGACCUGUAUUUUCCUACACCGCGGAGCUGAGCUGGCGGUAAAGCGUGGGGCAAGGUGGGUGCGUCUAGUGACAAGCAGUGGGAGGGAAGGCGGUCACCCAGCCGCCACCUGGAAGGGGCAGAGAAAAGCCAGAGUUCCGCCUCUGCACCCUGUGCUGGACCGGCAGAGGGAUCUUUUCUAGAUGGUCCUUAGGUUGGAGGGCCUGGGCCCCAGCAGGUCCCUUUCUCCUCCCCUCCUAUGGGCCUAGGAUGGGUAUGAGCCAGGGAUCUAGUGAAGGAUCUAGUGAGAGGACCACAGGACCCUUCCCUGGCCCCGAAGUAGGGACUCCACGGAGCAGCCAGCACUAGUUACUCCCCCGCACCCCCAAGAGCCCACGCUGGGAGCAGGCCCCACCACACCAGGCGCCGGGGGUGUGGGCGAGAGGGGCCCUCUUCGCCACUCCUUUAUUCCUACUCAGACUGUUGCACACACGGACUCCAAACCUGGGGAGGUUAAGGAAUGAGCUCCUUAGGUCUUCACUCCCACCCUGCCCCACCCACAGGGUCCCCGCGUGGUCACUACAGGUGACCUUCCUUCUCUGGGGUCUGGAACACCCCCAGCAGGAAAGACAGGAAGAAGCUAAUUAUAGCCUUUCCCUUUGGACUGAACCCCCCAGUUCAGUCCAGGAGGGGACUUGCUAGCCCGUCUCCCUUGAUAUCCUGGCGUGUUGGGCUCGUGAAUGCCUCCUAGCCAAAUCGCUAGACCCCAGCCCCCUUCCUGUGCCAAGACGCUCUCCCCACCCUGACCGUGCUAACUGUGUGUACAUAUAUAUCUACAUAUAUGUAUAUUAAACCCGCACUGCCAUGUCUGCCCUUGCUCGUGGUGUCUAGCAUUAACUUAUUGUCUAGGCCAGGGCGGGGCUGGGAGCGGAACACCACAGCCAAGGGAGGGCCCGUCACGUUGCUACAUAGGCAAAAUGAAAAAAAAUUUUUUUUAAACUUUAAAUUCACACGCCAUUUCAAGAGACUUUUUAGAGAAAGUUGGAAGUUCAGAGCUUGUAAGAUGUGGGAGCAAAACUGACGUGGGACAGGAAGACUGGCUGCUGGAAGAGGGAGGAAGCCAGGCUGGCCGGAGAGUGGCUUCUGCUCCCGGCCUGGCCCGGCCCCGCCGUCCCCUCUGGCCACUGCUGCGGCACCUGCCUUAACACGCACACCUGGAGCACUCCACAGCUCUGCCUUAAAGGACCCCCCAUGCCUGCCCAGCCCUGUCUGCGUCUCCCUCCAGGACAGAGAGAUACUUGUAGAAUUGGGAGGAGGGGGACUGAGCACGUAUCGUCCUUCCGGUCAGGAUUACGUGAUGUGAGUGUGUGUGUGUAAGAGAGAAAGAGAGAGAGGAGGGAGGGAUGGGAGCCUUCUCUGAAGAGCGGAGGGUGAGAUGGGAGAAGGGAGACGGUCAUUUUCAGCAGAGUCUAGGAAUACCUCUGUAAGGCAAAAAAUCAUCUAAAAAGACUAACCUGCCCUCCCACCCCCUAUGGCUGCGAGGUUGUCCCUAUCCUGUGCUCCUCUGUCUGCAGUGUGCACGGCCUUCUAACCCUGGAAUAAAGGUGACUGACUGUACUGCA
Molecule: messenger RNA, 2434 nt
Organism: Enhydra lutris kenyoni (northern sea otter)
Lineage: Eukaryota; Metazoa; Chordata; Mammalia; Carnivora; Mustelidae
Product: proliferation and apoptosis adaptor protein 15
Exons: 4
Coding region: 105-497 (130 amino acids)
Biological process (GO): MAPK cascade; negative regulation of extrinsic apoptotic signaling pathway via death domain receptors
Molecular function (GO): protein binding
Source: RefSeq, a predicted model, not a curated record